UGACACGCAGCUCUUAAUGAUAGAAAGCCGGCAAGCUAUUGCGCUGCCGAUGGAUGCAUCUCUCUAUUUAUAGCGUAUCAAAAGCAACUGGAUAACUGAAGAGUGGGCUAGUAGGAUUUCCAAACAGACGCGGAAGGUGACCUCUUUUGUGCUUCAUCCCUUUCGCAGGCGACCGAGAAAAACCACGGCGCGCUGGGUUCUUCGCCCUGCAGGCAUCCUCUGGCGAAGAGCGAGCACGAGCGCAGCGAGGAACUUCGGAGCCUGGGGGCAUCGGCUGCCGGGGAGAGGGCGCGCGAGCCCGCCUCUCGCUUUCUUUGUGUCCCAGGCUGCCAAGGCGGACCGCAGCCUGUCGCUGAGCUUUCCUCGGCCCUCCCGCGCUUCAACCCGCCCGCCCUGGCUCCCCUCCCGCCUACUGGUUUCCCCUGGCGGAGGGAGAGCGUGUUCGCAUCUGGGCCGGCAAGAUGGCGGCAGCCGCGGGGUCCGGGUCCGACUUGCUCGGGGCUCUGGGGGAGUCCGCCGUGGGGGCGGGAGGGUCGCCUCUGUCCCCGGAGGAGAUCGCCCGCAGGCUACAGCGCACGAGGCGGGAACUGAGCAACAGGCGCAAGAUUCUUCUGAGGAACCUGCCCGACGAAAGCAGCAGCCAGGAAAUCCAUGAUUUAUUAAAAGACUUUGAACUGAAGUAUUGUUAUGUGGACAAACAUAAAAAAACAGCUUUUGUUACUCUAUUGAAUGGGGAGCAAGCUCAGAAUGCAAUACGGCUGUUUCACCAACAUUCCCUUAGAGGAAAAGAAAUAUCAGUACAGCUUCAGCCAACUGAUGCCCUACUCUGCAUUACCAAUUUGCCUUCUUUCUAUACAUUGCAAGAGUUUGAAGAGCUGGUGCGACCUUAUGGGAAUGUUGAGAGACACUUCUUGGUAUACAGUGAAGUCACUGGCUAUUCCAAGGGCUAUGGUUUUGUGGAAUAUAUGAAAAAGGAUUCUGCAGCAAAGGCUAGGUUGGACCUUCUUGGGAAACAAUUAGGUGGAAAUGUCCUUUUUGCCCAGUGGAUGGAUGCUAAUCAGAUAACUCCAGAACUCGUACAUUCAAAGUGCCUUUGUGUGGAAAACCUUCCUAUAGACUGUACUGUUGGAGAUGAUCUCUUGCAAAUUUUCUCAACUAAUUAUAAACCUGUGUUCUACCAACUUGCGCAGGAUGAAGACAGCUCUGUUGGUGGCUUUGCAGUAAUUGAAUAUGAAACAGCAGAACAAGCAGAGGAAGUACAGCAAGGCACAGAUGGUUUGACUAUCAAGGAGAAAAGAGUCCACGUGUCUUACUGUGCUCCUGGAGCUCCAGGCCGCAGUACUCUUGCUACACACAUAGCAGCACAACGAAUGAUGAAGAACAACAGAAAAGGGUUACUUCCAGAACCAAAUGCUAUGCAAAUCAUGAAAAGCUUAAAUACUCCAGCCAUGUUGCAGAUGUUGUUACAGCAUCAGAUGCAUGGAUGUGCUAAUAAGCUUGUCCUAGGAGCUCCCAUGAAUGUGCCUCACCUUGUAAGUCCAUCAGCCAGCCCAGCCUUUUUGCAUUUGAAUAAAGUUCAUCAGGGUCCUGUUUUUGGAAAUGCAUCUAAUUUGUUGCUACAAAAUUUAUCACAUCUACAUCUGGCACAGCUAGCAAAGAUUGAGAAUAUACAUGCUAAUAGUAAACCAAGUUUGCUUGGAGAGCCUCCAGCUAUGUUGCUUCAGACAAUGUUAGGAAUGGGGCCUUUACCACAAAUGGCCACGGACAUAGGGACUCAAGGAGAACCAUGUAAUUUAUCUCACUGGACUCCAGCUCAAACUGCAGUUGCAGCAGGGAUUGGCCUACUACCAUUCCUUUCAAACCAGCAUGUAACUGGGCAGGCAGCGCCAAGGCAAAAUAACAUCCAAGAGAAGUUGCCAUCAUCGCUGAGACUGACAGAAGGCGCUGGCUCAGCCUCUCAAGCAUAUCUACAGAGCUUAACAAAUGUUGCUGCAGGAGGCCUACAGGGAGGACAUCUCCAGCAACAGAGCCAGCCAAAGAAUACCGACUCCAGCACGGGCAGUUCUUCCAAAAAUCAAACCUCUCUACUUGGAGAACCUCCUAAGGAAAUACACCUUAGCACAAAUCCCUACUUGAACUUGGCGAGUGUACUUCCUUCGGGGUGUCUUUCAGGAGCAGUCACCAACAAAGCCAAUAAUACUAAGCCACAAUCUGUAGUUUCAAGUAACUCAAUCAACAGUGCAAGUGCUCAGGGAAACACAUCACAACAAGCAGUGGAAAACUCUUUUAACUAUUCACGACAGUAUAGUGAUUACACACAGGAUUCAGUCCAGCAGUGGUAUCAGCAGUACGCUCAGGCAUAUCAUACCAUUCAAACUAAAGUAGGAGACUUAGAAAACAAUGGCUCAGACGAAUCUAAUGGAGGAAUUUAUGGUGAUUAUAGUACCUAUUUACAGGUUACGCCUUCAUAUUAUGCUGCAGCCCAAGGAUUCUUCCAUCCAAGUGUCUUACCGUUUACACCUCAAAACCCGCUGAAGAUGACUCCGGUAAAAAAUGAAAAGCGGAGCUCUUCAUACCUCAUCACAAAUCCAGAAGACAGCCCAGUGGAAUAUGUUGGCCCACAUACUCAGGGCUCGGGAGUGCAUUAUACAGAAUUGUACCUUAAAAGAAAACGUGUCUAUUAAGAUUUCUAUCUAACUUGAAAUCAAAGUCACUUCUUGUGGCAUUCUUGUCACCAUUAUCUUUUAAUACAUAGUGUAGAUAAUCAGUGCAAUAGUAUUGCAGAAAUUAGUUUUUACAAAGGAAAAUGGUAUAGGGAAGAGCCUCUUUUCUUCCAGGCUAAUUUUUUUGGUUUGGGAUGACAGUAACAAGUUUUAAAGGAAUAGCAACGUUAUACUUUGAGAGGUUCUCUCAAAGCAAUGAAAUAAUAGUACUUUCCUACUAUCUUGCUGAGAAGUUAACAGUGAUACCCUUAAAAAGCAACAAUGCUGGUUGGCGAUAUUAUAAGAAACCUCUCUGAAGACUUAUGGUUCUUUAUUGCAAAGCAUUCAUGUUUAAUUCUAUCUUCUGUUUCAUCAUCAUCAUCAUCCACCAUUAUUGAGAUUGGGCUUAGACUGAGCCCAACAUUCAAAUGUAAAUAAAAUUAGGCAACUCUCCUAGUAGUAGGCUAGGAAAAUGUCAACAUACCGUACACACGUCUUAUUGAAAAUAACAUUGCUGAAGUGUAAAGCUGGUAAUACAAGUAUGUGUGACAAAGUUUCUGUGGAAAUGAAGGACUGAUACUAGUCUUGCAUUUGUAGACAUUGGCCUUUAGGGCUGUAAGUUCUAAAUCUAGAGACAAUAUUUAAACACAUUUUCAAAAUUGGUGUGUGAGAAUUUAUAUUUAAUAUCCACUUGGAGCUGAAUUUAUUACAGUCACUUGCAUUUUAUUAACUUGAAUGUGCUUUCCAGAUUGUAUUUGCAGACAUCUGAUUUAUCACACUUCCAAUUUGGAAACUUUAUUGUCGCACUUUAUUAUUUCUGACAAUUUGUUGGGACGCUCACUAGAAAUAAUACAUACAUGGACUGCUUCCAUUUAUAUGCUAGCUUUUAUUUCUAACUGGUCUUUUCUUGUGAAUGAAAAUGUGUUUGAAACAGGCUAUUUACCAUUGUCUGCUUAGAUCAUUGAGAAUUGUAAUAUGGCGUCACCCAUAAAAAAGUGUAUUUAAGUCUGAUUGAAAUGUUAUCAGGGUGGUGUUGCUGCAUUCAGUGGCAGCUUAACUGCAGCAGGCAGCUAUUCUGUAGAAUUAGACCUAAAUGUCACUUUGGCACUAAGCAAUGGGUUUUGGCCAUGUGCUUUUGGGUGGACUGGGGGGAAGGAAGCUACUUCUGGCAGCAUUUAUAACACAACCUUAUUUGGACCCAAUGUGUUUGUGUAUUGGUCUCAUUUCAUUUCCAUUACUUUUUGACCAAUCAAGCUCUUUAUAAAUAAAUUGGCAAGUUAAUGUUCUUAACAAGCCUGUAUGGCUAAUAUAGGAAGAGGUUAAAUCAGCUAAAGAAGGAAAAGGAAGGGAGGCACUAUGUACAAAUUUGGCAACCAACCAUUUUUUUUUCCUGCAAUAGUGUUAUGUCUUUGGAAAUUUAGGAGAUGAUAAGCAAUUAUGAUAAAGUCCUAUUGCAUGAUUGUA
Messenger RNA from Candoia aspera, 4166 nucleotides. RefSeq names its product ribonucleoprotein, PTB binding 2 (gene RAVER2). The record is from RefSeq and is a predicted model, not a curated record. Lineage: Eukaryota; Metazoa; Chordata; Lepidosauria; Squamata; Candoiidae. Gene Ontology annotation, cellular component: nucleus. The coding region runs from base 462 to 2684 and encodes 740 amino acids. Gene Ontology annotation, molecular function: RNA binding. The transcript is spliced from 14 exons.